Messenger RNA from Betta splendens (Siamese fighting fish), 2669 nucleotides. Its product is annotated as F-box only protein 33-like. Gene Ontology annotation, biological process: SCF-dependent proteasomal ubiquitin-dependent protein catabolic process; positive regulation of protein ubiquitination. Gene Ontology annotation, molecular function: protein binding. The coding region runs from base 145 to 1671 and encodes 508 amino acids. Lineage: Eukaryota; Metazoa; Chordata; Actinopteri; Anabantiformes; Osphronemidae. Gene Ontology annotation, cellular component: SCF ubiquitin ligase complex. The record is from RefSeq and is a predicted model, not a curated record. The transcript has 7 exons.
GCAGAGCUGAUAAACGGUUUGUUUUCGCCGAAGGAAUCGAGCGUCGCCGUUACUCGCUGCUGCAGCCGCGCUGGUUUUCAACAACGGUUGUAACGUUUAUUUUAUACCUGGUUGGUUUUCGGACAGCGUCGUUCUCAGCUCGCCAUGGCUCUGUGCGGGGUUGUCGGGGCCAUGGCUCUUCCCAGCGAGCUCAUCGUGCACAUUUUCUCCUUUCUCUCCGACCGAGACAAGCUCCGGGCCUCGGCCGUUUGUUCGCGAUGGAGGGAGUGUCUCUUCUACCCCGCACUGUGGACCGAGCUCAAGCUGCGGAUCGGCGGCGGCUGUAACGGCGGCGGUUCCAGCUCCGAGGACACCCCGAAGCUGGAGUUUCUCAUGCGGAAGUUCGGGUCUUUCGUGCGGGAGCUGCAGCUGGAACUGGCACCGGUGGGAAGCUACCUUAGCCCUCUGAACAACGACUCGUCGAACACCAGAAUGGACCAGGUUCCGGGUCCUGAGAGCGACCCGCAGCUGUCGGAGCGAUGGAGAGACGCCAUGGCCACCUAUUUGGACCAGGUGUUGUGCGUGUUCACCAGCAUCCGACAUAACAGAAACCUGAAAAAGCUGAGUCUGUACGGAGACACGUGUAUUCUACAGCAGGAGGGAUUAUUAGACAGCUCUAACCUGCAUCAAAUUCACCAGGGAGACAAAAAGAUCAACGAAAUCCAGCAGUUGUUCAUGGAGUUUCUGUCUAACAGCAGGCAGCUUAGGUAUUUGUCUUGUAGCUUCAUGCUGGGUCUGGUGACUCCCUGCUCCUUAGCUUGUCUAUCCAAUCCUUCAGCUGAGACCCUGCAGCACCUGAGUUUACUGGACCACCAGCUGGGUCCCCUCAUCUCACCAUCAGAGUUGGACCGUCUCUCUAACCUUCAUUCUCUGGCUUUGGAUUUCUCUGACUUGACAUCUGAGCUUUGUGGCCUGCUGGCAUCUCCACACCGAACUCCACUGCAUCGCCUCUCUCUGCUUCUGAAUGGCGCCGCCCUGGAGUUCAAACCAUUAGAAGGGACGGCUACAGAGGACGACUGGAAGACACUGGUUCGUAGAAGCGCUAACCUGCGAGUUUACAUCAUGGCUCUGGAGGUGGGCAGCACAGAGCUCCUCAGGGUCCUAAAGCCUAGCCUUCCAUUGGAGCGCCUCCAGCUAGACAGUUACAGCACACUGGUGACCGAUUCUAUAGUGGAGCUCAUCUCUCAACAGUACAACAAAACACUGACUCAUUUCCUGCUUCUGAGGGAUGACCAGGACUUGCCCGACCUUAGUGUCAAUCGCAAUGAAGACCCCUUGGUUCUGUUGGCAUGGAGAUGUACUCAGCUGGCCGUACUUGUGAUACAUGGUUACACUGUGUGGUCCCACAACCUGGUGGCCAUUUCUCGACUGCGAGGUUCCAGUCUCAAAGUCCUGACCGUUUCGGAGGAGAGCAUCGACUUCGACCCAGACCAGUCAAUAUGCAUGGAAGGCGACCCAGUCCAUAACCUUGUCAUGGAGGUUUCUCUGAGCCUGGGCCGAGUCUGGCACCCUUGUCUGGAUUCCAGCCUGGUUCUGCCUGAACCAACUCAGCACUUCCACCGCGAGCUUCACGUCUUCAGCAUGGGCAUAUCUUUUGAUUCUGGCCAGCCAGCCCAGCGACAGCAGCGGUGACGACGGGCUCACACUUGGUCUCUGUGAGACUGGCGAGACGGCCCCAGUUUUAUCGUGGUACGAAUGUUGUGCAUUUGUUUAAAAUCAGGACAGUUUGCAAUAACAGCAGUCUUACUAGUGGCCACAAAGGGGCACAAGCAGUGCUGACGGCACCUGGCUGCAUCUUUAGAAAACCAUAGAGGAAGAAAUAAAAACUAUAUAAAUAGAUAUAUAAAGUCACACAGUGCAUAUUUGUAUAGGUAUCAGCGAUGCAUUAGCGUGGUAUUCUCUUAUGCAACACGUCCGGGUUCAAUUUAUGAACAUGAAGUAUAUUAUAAAAUCACAGACUUUGUAAAUCCGACGCUGUGUUAUUGUGUGUGUGGUUGUUUUUGUUUUUCAGAAAUAGUUUUGCCAUACUUGAUGUUGAAUAUUCCGAUCAUUAUGUUCCCGUUUGGUUGUGUUGGGUAAAGUGAGCACACAGCAGUGGGUUUUAUCUUGUGUUUGGAUGCAGGGAACCAGACUCCAGCCAGAACACACACACACAGACCACAUGUGGUUCUGUACCGUUCUGCAAUUUUUAAAUCUGACUUGUACAAUGCUUUUAACUGGCCUGAAUUGGGACUGUAUGUUUCAAAUCUAAUGGCUGUGGCUCCACAAACAAACAGGAAGAUUUAUGAGCGGUCUUGCUGAUUUCUAGUCCUAAGCCUUCUGCCCCACUUUACCUGUGCACCCUUGAACUGAUGAAUUUAAGACUCCAAUCAUAAAAUUCUGGCAUGAGAUCUCCUCAGUUGUUUAUUGGAUGAGUCUGCUGGAAAAUAGUCCUCACAAGCUGAAAGAACAGUGUUGAUCCAUGGUUCUGUUGUGGCGAAAUGGGGGGGAGCAUUAGAAACCUCCAUUUAUAACCAUGUUAACUGACAGGUGGUGUACACAUACAGGGUCAACCUACCAAAUGUUGAUUUGAAGAAAUGUUGAAUGAAUGCUUCUCUUCUUUUAGUCAGUGAAUAAAAGCAUUAAAAACA